Molecule: messenger RNA, 1229 nt
Organism: Strongylocentrotus purpuratus (purple sea urchin)
Lineage: Eukaryota; Metazoa; Echinodermata; Echinoidea; Camarodonta; Strongylocentrotidae
Product: neurotrypsin
Exons: 4
Coding region: 76-987 (303 amino acids)
Cellular component (GO): membrane
Source: RefSeq, a predicted model, not a curated record
CAUUGCUCACUGUAACUCGCUCAUAGUGUCAGAAUACUUCAUUCAAUAACAGGUGUGUCUCAUAAAUCGUGAAAUAUGAAGAUGGGGACAUUUCUUCCUCUACUGCGGAUACUAGUCUGCAUGCAUGUACUCUGGUGGGGCGUACAAGGAAUGACUACCGAAUCAAGCGACGACACAUUGAUUGACUUCCUAAGCGGUGCAGGUUCCUAUGAGGGCGUGGUGUAUUACCAAGCAGAGGGUCGACGUGCCUUGAUAUGCGAUCAAACAUGGACUAACAAUGAAGCCGCUGUGGCAUGUCGUAUGCAGGGAUACGAAGGUGGUACAGCAACCAAAGUAGUCGAUCUAGCACGAGAGGAUUAUACUGAUAACUUCCAAUGGGAUAUCGUAUGUGAUGGCGAUGAGGAAAGACUAGGAGACUGCCCUGUGUCAAACAAAGAAGACAACCCGACCUCAUGCGAUCCUAACAAUAUAGCUCAGGUCAGAUGCGAACCAAAUAUAGAUUGGGACAUGCGGAUGACUGGAAGUGAGUACUCGGAGCAAGGACGGGUGGAAACCUAUACGAACGGAGAAUGGGUCAAAGUGUGGGCGGUUGCUGUCCAUACUACCUACGAAAUGCUUUGUAGAGCCAUGGGGUAUGAUGAGCCGUUGCAUCAUUACGAAGGAAUAGAGCAGAUGCCUUUCCAAGGAGGUUCACAGGAUGAAGGAGUCAUGUGUAUGCCAUCAUCAGACGACAUCAUCAGCUGCCGUAACGUGAGUGAGAUACCUGGAAAUGGUUCUAACUACGAGACAGGCAUCGUGUGUAAACCCUUUGACAUUGUGGCAUACCAUCCAAUAAGAUUGGUCGACAAUAACACAAACGAGAUCAACAACCGGUCAGGACUUGUAGAGAUCUACCAUGACGGCCAAUGGGGAAACAUUUGCAAGAAUUCCCGUUAUGCUAAAGUACGAACACGUGACACGCACGGUGUCGUCAUUUCAUAUUUCUAGGUGAAGCACAUGACCGUUAGCGGAGACGAUAAUGACGCCCUAUUUUGCAGAUUUCCAAAGACAUUUCACACCAAAUAUGACCCCUUUGACUUGAACAUGAGUAUAAAGUAGGUUUUGAAUAUAAAACCAACUUUUCCCAAAAAAUUUACAAAAACUACACUACGAUUAUUUUCGCUAAAGAUUUUAAAUACGCUUUCACAUGUUUGAAACAUCGUGAAGAUAUGACUUUUUCCCAUAAAAAA